Molecule: messenger RNA, 1127 nt
Organism: Racocetra fulgida
Lineage: Eukaryota; Fungi; Glomeromycota; Glomeromycetes; Diversisporales; Gigasporaceae
Source: the annotation of a GenBank genome assembly
AAACUAAAAUAGAUAAAAUCGGCACGGUUAGUAUGGAAAUUAAAAAAAUAAACCAUAUUGUAAAAUUAUUAGAAACUUUAAAAAAUAAAAACGAAACCCUUAAAAACGAAAACAAAAAUCUACAAAACAUUGACGAAAAAUGUAAAAGAUUGACCGAAGAAAAUGAAAAACUCGUAAAAGAAAACAAAGAAUUAACGGAAAAAAAUGAUGAACUUGUUUUUUUUACAUAUAAAAAUAAUUUGUUCAAAUAUAAACAACUAAACAAAGGAAUUACAGAGACAUUGGAAAAUCUGGAUAAAAAAAUAGAUAACAAUAAAUUAAAACAAGAAAACAAACAAAUAGAAACCGAAAACAAUCAAAUUUUAAAAGACAGUCAAUAUAAAAACCUAUUAAAAACGAAUCAAGAAUUACAAAAAGAAAACGAAGUUGCUAAAUAUCAAAAUGAAAGAUUAACUAUAAAAAAGGAACAAAUAGUAAAAGAAAUUGAUUUAGAAAGAAAUCAGUAUGAAGAAAAACAAAAAAUAUUUGAUAUCUUGGAUGAAAAAAUAGAUAUCGUUUUAGCUAAUUUUAACUUUGAAAUAUUGUUUCCACUAAACAAUACUUUAGAAAAAAUGGAAAAAAUUUAUAAAGAUAAAAAUAAAGAUUAUGAACAAAACAAAGAAAUUAAUCAAAAAUUAAAGAAUCUAGAAUAUGAUUACAAAUCCUUGGAAAGAACUUUAAAUAAUAAAUUAGAACAAAUUGAAAAAGAAAAAAUAAUUAACAUCGAAGUAUUAAAAAGAGUAGAAAUUUUAAAUCAAAAAGCUGAUAUCAAAACAGAAGAAAUUAAAAACUUGUCAAAAGAAAAAGAUGAUUAUGAAAAAAAAGACUUUGAUAAUCAACAAAUUAUCAAUGAAAAUAAACAGUUGAAAGAACAAGAUUUCGAAAAUAAAAUACAACAAAAAGUAGAAGAAAUAAGUGCAUCUAAUAGAAUACUUAAUGGUUUUAUCAAACAUAACAAUCUUGAAAAAAUUAAAGAACUUAUAGAUAAUUCGUUAAAGAAUUUUAAAAUAGUAUAUAACGAAACAGAUUCGUUGGAACAUAAAAUGGAUCUUAUCAUCGAAUUUAGCAACAAAAACAUUCAAUCAUAA